AUAUUAAUAAUAACAAUAAUAUUAGUGAUAAUAAUAUUAAUAGCAAUAGCAAUAAUGAUUUUAAUAUAAAAAUAUCAGAUUUUAAUUCUGAUAUUAAUAUAAAAGAAUAUGAAAGUUUACAAAAAAAUAGUAGCAAUUUAAUAAAUUUUUCUAACAGUAAUAAGUCUUUAAGUAAUUUUGAUUCUGAAUAUAAUUACUCUUAUAAUUUUCAGGAUA
Racocetra persica is the source of this 216-nucleotide messenger RNA. NCBI's taxonomy places the organism in Eukaryota, Fungi, Glomeromycota, Glomeromycetes, Diversisporales, Gigasporaceae. The record is from the annotation of a GenBank genome assembly.